Eruca vesicaria subsp. sativa (arugula) is the source of this 344-nucleotide messenger RNA. The record is from the annotation of a GenBank genome assembly. NCBI's taxonomy places the organism in Eukaryota, Viridiplantae, Streptophyta, Magnoliopsida, Brassicales, Brassicaceae.
AUGGCAUCCAAGUUGUUACAGCGUCAAAGGCCUGUGAAGCAUCAAAGUUUGUGUCCAAGCACGACACUGCUUACUAAAAACAGGUGCAGGAGAAGAACAAUCCGUAUAUCCAGGAGCCAGCUACUGUCGAGAAGUGCCAAGAGUGUUUUAAGCAGCUUCUCUGCACUCGUCUUACUAGGUACAUCCAUAUGGGUAUUUACAGACUGAUAGACCCACUAAAAAGAUGAUUCAUUGUCAGAUGAUAGAUGCACUUAAAGGAGAAGCUCUGGCUUGUGGUAGUAACCAUGAAAUCAAUGUGAGGUUUCUUGUUAGAGUAAAGAGCUCAUGAUCCUGAUUUAUGAAAG